UCCCUCUCUGCUUGUCGGAAUGCAGGCAAUGACAGCGAUGUUGCAGGCCGAGAGAGAGCAGAGUCCUAAGCCAGGGAAAGGGGAUGCCCGUGACCCGGGGUCAGCUCCUGCCGGAUACUGAAGUGGGCGUGCCCGAGUCACAUCUUGGCAAAGGCGGCCCGGAGCUGAAGACCGGAGCGCCCGCUGCCCGAGAGCGAUGAAGAAGCGCUGGGGCGUGCCCGGGGCACGGGCGGAGCGGCGCCUGCCUGACGCGGAGGCGGCAGCUGGGAAGUGAGGGCUGUCCGAGGCGGGGCUGCCCCGGACGGAGGCGGGCACGGCGGCCCCGCCGGAGGCGCCCCGGCCCGGCGGGCAUUCCAGGGCGGGCACGGUCGGGGAACGGUCCGGACGGCCCGAGGCGCAGCGUAGCGGCGCGGAGCCGGUGGCCGGAGCGCGAUGAGGGCGGGCGGGGAGGCGCCGCACCAGGUGCUGGGCCGGCUGCGGUUCCUGCUGCAGUGCAGCGAGUGCUUCCGCCGCGCCCGGGCGCUGCCCGCCGCGCUCUGCUACGUGCCGCGGGAGGUGCAGUACAAGAUCUGCAAGGACCCCUCGGCCGCCGCGGCCGCCGCCGCCCGCAGCCUGCUCAGCGUGUGGGACAGCCCGGGGCCGGCGCGGGGCGGCAAGCGGGCGGCGCGGGCCACGAUCGAGGUGCGGAAGGGCGGCUGCCUGCGCGCCACCGGCGAGGAGUACUGCAACGGCGCCGGGCUCUGGGUCAAGCUCAGCAAGGAGCAUCUGGAGGAGUACACGGGCACCCGUGGCUUGGCGGAGGGCUGGGUCCUGGCGCAGAGGUUCGGAGAGGGAGGAGAUAAAUUAGUCCCAGUGGACUCCGUGCAGAGGAUCCAGUGUCAGCACCAAACGCUGGGCGUUGAUUACAGACCUGCUGUCAGCUGGGAACAAGUGGUGGACCUGACGUACUCCAUGCGCCUUGGAGAGAUGCCCAGACUCAUAGAGCAGGAUGAGGCUGCCGUGCAGAAGUUUCGGUCCGUGCCCCCAGGCUGGACCUAUGAGCACGACAUGGAGCUGGGGCGCUUCCUGUACGAUCACAGUGAGAAGAAGCUGCAGUGCAUGGACUGCACCAAGGAACACAUCAACAGCAUCGAGGUCUCCUCACACACGGAGGAUUGUGUUGCAGCCCAUCUGACAGACAACCUGACGUACACCUUCUGGGAGAGCAGCGGGCCCCCGGGGCAGCACUGGGUGCGACUCAACAUGAAGAAAGGCGCCAUUGUCAAGAGGCUGUGGCUGAUGCUGGAUGGGCAGUCCAGCUCCUAUGUACCCAGGCGAGUGGCUGUGUAUGGGGGAACACCAAGCAGGCUGCAGCACCUGAGAACAGUCCUAAUUAACGAGAACAGCUACCAGAGUGUCUGCAUCCUCCGUGACAUGAAAACCCACAUGCCCGUGCUGGAGAUCCGCUUCCUGGAGUGCCGGGACCAAGGGUACAAUGUCCGUCUGCAGGGGAUUAAGAUCGUGUCCUUCUGGGAGUGGGACCUGAUCCUGAAUUCUGACAUGUUCCAGCCAGCCCGGCUGGUUCGCUACCCUCUCCUGGAAGGGGUGGAUGCCGACGUGCUGUACCGGCGAGCUGUGCUCAUUCAGAGAUUUGUCCAGCUCCUGGAAAGUGUCCUGUGUUACCUGAUCCCCCUCUCCGAGGACAGCAUCGGCACCUUCAAUGCACUCAGGAGCAUGAAGCCAUUCCUGCUGCUGUCCAAGCAGAGUGAAGCCCUCAUUGCCCAUUGUCUGCAGUCCUCAGAGAGCUCUGCUCCUCACACCCUGCCAAAGCUCUACAUCAACAGGCUCCUGGCCCGGGAGCACCGUGCCAACCCCGCGCUGGACCCCAGCUGUAGGAAUGCCGUCUUCACCCAGCUGUAUGAAGGCCUCAGAUCUUCCAAGAACAAUCAGCCCCUGGACUACAGGUGGCCCCUGACCCACAGCCAGUGGUGGGAGUGCGAUUUCAUCACUGAGGGCAUCAUUGAUAAUGGUGGUGGCUUUCGGGACAGCCUGUCAGAUGUGUCAGAGGAACUGUGUCCCAGCUCCAGCGAUGUGCCCGUGCCCCUGCCGUUCUUUGUGCGCACCUCCAAUCAGGCUAACAGCAGCAGUGACAGCAGGGACAUGUAUGUCCCCAACCCCUCCUGCAAGGACUUCCCCAAGUAUGAGUGGAUCGGGCAGUUGAUGGGAGCAGCCCUGAGGAGCAAGGAGUUUCUGAUCCUGUCUUUGCCGGCACUGGUGUGGAAGCAGCUGGCAGGGGAGGAGGUCAGCUGGAGCAAGGACUUUGCCACUGUGGACUCAGAGCUGGUGAAGCGGCUGGAGGUGCUGGAGAGGGUGGACAAGGAAGGCUUUGAGUUCAUGUUUGGCAGAGAGUUGACCUACACAACAGUGCUGAGUGACCAGCGCAUGGUGGAGCUGAUCCCCAACGGCAGCAACACCGCUGUGCGCUACGAGGACCGCAAGGAGUUCAUCCGCCUGGUGCAAAAGGCUCGGCUGGAGGAGAGCAAGGAGCAGAUUGCAGCCAUACGUGCUGGGCUGCUCCGUGUGGUGCCCCAGCCCGUGCUGGACCUGCUCACCUGGCAGCAGAUGGAGAAGAGGAUCUGCGGGGACCCGGAGAUCACAGCAGCUGAGCUACAGAAGUUCAUCAAGUUUGAUGACUUCCCCUCUGAUGAUACCCGUAUCCAGUAUUUCUUGGAGGCACUCAACAACUUCACCAGUGAGGAUCUUAGCCGAUUCCUCAAGUUCGUCACCGGCCGGAGCCGCCUCCCAGUUCAGAUCAGUGUCUACCCGGAAAGGUCGAACUUGGAUGCGUUGGACUUGAUGCCACAGGCCUGCACGUGCUCCUGCACCUUCUUCUUGCCCAACUAUUCCUCGGCCAAGGUCUGCGAGGAGCUGCUGCGCUACGCCGUGUACAAUUGCAUGUCCAUCGACACCGACAAGAACCCCUGGGAUGAAUGACACCCCCGUGUGCCCCACGCCAGGGGAGCCUCGGGGACACUGGAUUCAAUAAAACUGCAGGGCCAGAUCCUGCUGUCCUGCCCCA
Messenger RNA from Pyrgilauda ruficollis (rufous-necked snowfinch), 3058 nucleotides. RefSeq names its product E3 ubiquitin-protein ligase HECTD3-like. The transcript is spliced from 21 exons. Bases 433 to 2973 code for a protein of 846 amino acids. Gene Ontology annotation, molecular function: ubiquitin-protein transferase activity. NCBI's taxonomy places the organism in Eukaryota, Metazoa, Chordata, Aves, Passeriformes, Passeridae. The record is from RefSeq and is a predicted model, not a curated record.